GUCACAAUUUCGUAUUCCUGAUUUUCACACAAUGAAUCAAGAAAAAGAAAUAACUUCAAUGGAGACUCUAAGGUCUUCGGUUCACAAGAAGCACAUGGAAUUGGCCAAAAUGAAGGCGCAAACGAAUUAUUACCUCGGGAAAGCCAGGAAACUACAUGAGGAAAUCGUCAAAACAAGUCGCGAGAAUGUGGAAAUGGAGAGGGAGAUUGUCGCACUGAAAAUUGCAAACGAAAAAUUGGAUAUACUUCAUCAAAGACACGAAGAGGUGCUUGAAGUGAGCCAGGAAACGAAGACUUAUCUACAUCUCUAUAAUCGAUAUGCUGAAGCCGAUACAAAGUCGGUUGUAGAGAAACAAAACGAUAUUAUUAACCGAUUUACAAAAUACACCGACAACAAAAAAAAUGAGUUGAUGAAAAAUUCCCCACAAUAUCAGGAAUUGAGUGAAAACCAAAAGCGCCUCAAGCGUGCGAAUUUUAAUUGCCGCUAUUUGAAAUGUAAAAUUAAUUUACGUAAAAAACUCAAUAAGCAACGCAAAGAAAUUCACAGGAAAUUAUUUAACGGAGAUAUUAUUAAAAUAGCUCAAAAUUUCAACACUUACUACAAAACUGGAGACGCGUUGGAACGUUUGAAGAAGUCCAGAGCAUUGGAAACUCAACUGUUCCUGCAAUUAAAGGAGGCACAAACUAAAGCUGUUAAAAAUCGGAUACGGGCACCUAAACAGGCUAACCAGAGUCAGGAACAAUCUGUUGCUGCCCCAACUACUUCUGAUGCCAACCUAGGGGAGAUGAUCAACAUGUUAAGUACUCCCGCCCAUCCAUUUAAGGAGCCUCAAACGAUUUUGGAAUAUAACUCCUCUAAAUCGAAAGUAAGAAUUAUGAGUGACAUCACCUUAGCACCAAGAGAGCCCCAUGUCCCCCAACGAAGAUCCACCCAAUCAACCUUACUGAAAUCUGUCAUCAAUUCAUCCAAGUACAUAAAAAGAGUCUGCAGCAAGUAUUUGACAAGACAUAACUCAAAGAGUAAUAUGAGUAGCAGAAGCAACUCGCAGACGGACCUUGACAGUAGCCUGGAUUCCAAUUAUUCCCUCCCAUCGCAGUACUGUGAGAACGAAUCCCAGUUGACAGCCAACAUCCAACCAACAAACACCACUGAAGGUCAAGAGAACGACAUGAAUGUUGAAAAUACCAUAACUGCUCCUCAGACAUUGCCAUUUAUCAAAAUUGAAAAACAGGAUGUGACCCCUGAACGUAAAUUGCGGCGCACUUCACUUGGAGCUGAUAAUCUAACAUCUAAGAAGGUUGCUCCAUUUAAGGACAACAAUUUGCCUUCACAUACGGAUAAUCUAGGUGUUCCCCAGAAUAAAAACACCUUUACUUUUGGUGAUGGCGGACAGUCUGAAACAAAAAUUCAACCAAAAAAGUACGCAAAAGAAACGUCAAGUACAUACUUCAAAAAUCAAAAACCUUCCACUGUGGUCUCCCAGGAUUUCAAUGAUACCAACAAAACCGAAAAUGAAAAUAACAAACUUAUUGGUCCCCCCAAUCCAAAUACAACUGAAACAUCCCAAUAUCAGUCUUUGGAGGGACUUGGUGAUUCCCAAAUUGAAAUAUUAACAGAUGAAGACGAAGAAGAAAUAAAUAUGUUUGGCGACAAUAAUAAGCCAAACGAGUCUCAGGGAGGAUUCCACUUUGCAAGCUUUCAAAACUACAAUCCAUUUUUUUGAAAAUUCCAAUUUAUUUGUAGUUGUAAAUUUAAGUGUAUUAGUUAGUUCCCAAUUAGUUAAUUGAAAAACUGUAGUUGGAGUUAAAAUUCUUAAUAAAAUAUAAUCUGAGUUCUAA
Messenger RNA from Aethina tumida (small hive beetle), 1838 nucleotides. RefSeq lists its product as uncharacterized. The transcript is spliced from 9 exons. The record is from RefSeq and is a predicted model, not a curated record. Lineage: Eukaryota; Metazoa; Arthropoda; Insecta; Coleoptera; Nitidulidae. Bases 32 to 1723 code for a protein of 563 amino acids.